AUGAAUGACUCAAUUAUAGUCUGUCCAUGGUGCAAAAUAAGUGUAGGCUUCUUAAGUUGUUGUACUUGUCAUAAAAUAUUCGAUUUGGUUAUUUGUAAUGGAUUAUCUUUGAAUUGUCCACUUUGUAUAAAUGUAAAAUUGAAAUUUUAUUAAUUCAAGUGUAAAUUAGAUACGUACUAUCAAAGUGAUGAAGAUGUAAAAGUACACACUUAAUGUCAUAGGAAUUCAAAACGUAUGUUUUAUCAUUGCUAAUGUUGCAAUGGUUAUUUUUGCAAGUGUGUGUGAGUUUUUAAAUUAUUUUAAGAGAGAAGCAAUUGAAAAAAUAAAUUAUUUUAAAUCCAAGUCCCCUUCAUAAAAACAAACCCUGUUCUAAAGUUUGA
Paramecium sonneborni is the source of this 380-nucleotide messenger RNA. Lineage: Eukaryota; Ciliophora; Oligohymenophorea; Peniculida; Parameciidae. The record is from the annotation of a GenBank genome assembly.